GCCAUGCAUGUGACGCCCAUUGCUUAUACAUCCCUAUGCGGGAGACGGGAAGAUGGCGGCCGCCACGGAGUGAGGACAGGUGUAAGGAGGAGGUUGCUGGAAGUUGUGAUGAGCAUUAUGAUUCCGGGGGAUGGUUUCCGCUCGUUGUGUCUGCCCGGUGAUUAGAGGAGAGGAGCAGCUGCAGGUGGGAGAAAAAAAAGUAUAGUAGACUUCAGAUACCUGAAGGGAAACAUAAUUUAAGGGUGGUCCCACUACUAACUUACUGAGGAUGGACAAAGGUCAAAUUCCUGAGAGGAUAUUAAACCUCACCCUGGAGAUCCUCUACCUGCUGACUGGAGAGGAUUAUAUUGUUGUGAAGAAGUCUGGUGACAGUGUCACACCAAGCAGUUGUCCUCGUGUGCCAGGAGGACUGAGCAGGACCCAGAGCCCCAUCGCGGUGCCUUCACCUCACUCACUGAUACAUGGGAGGCACAAUGACCAGAAGAUCCUGGAACUCACCAACAAGAUCAUUCAGCUGCUGACUGGAGAGGUUCCCCAGGGAAAUGAAGAUGUCAGUCUAAAUUUUUCCAUGGAGGAGUGGGAGCGACUAGGAAGAGACACAGUUAAUAAUAUGGAUGACUUGAUGGUGGAGAAUCACCAGACUCUGAGAUCACUGGAUUUGAAGCCGCCCCUCAAUGCGGGAGUUUGCGAAACUAAAAGCAUCGUUGACCUCCAUCAUGGUGGACAGUGUACAACAAUCUGCAAGACUAGAAAGAGGAAGGGGCAGCCGGUGAGAUAUGUGGCGGAGAAUUCGGGCUGCGGUGAAGGUGGAGGAAACCUCGCAGACUCUGACGCGUGUACGGAGCACGCGCAGACGGAAUGCAGCUCCGCUUACAUUAAGAAGGAAGACGGCGCCAAGAUCUACACCCGCUCGGAGCACACCCAGACCGACUUCACAUCGGUCCGCGCUAAAGGAGAAGCAGAAGGAGAAGGCGCCAAAGGUCCACGGGCAGACUUCAUGCGUAUUGACUACGACUCGAUAUUUGUCAGCAAUUCGGUCUCCGUGCCUCAAGAGACCACCCGGAAGUUGUAUGACUGCACUCUGUGCGGUAAAACCUUCACCAGCAAGUCAGGGAUCGUCAAGCACCGGCGAAUGCACUCCGGCAGGGUAGUGACUUGCGCCGACUGCGGCAAGGAGUUCACCUGCAACUCGGAGCUGGUGGCUCACCAGAGGACGCACACCGGGGAGAAACCGUUUCCCUGCUCUUCCUGCGGGAAGUGUUUUUCAACCAACACCAAUCUGGUGGCGCACCAGAGAAUUCAUACCGGGGAAAAACCCUACUCCUGCACGGAGUGCGGGAAAUGUUUUACCAGCAGCUCGGACCUUGUCAAACACCAAAUCAUUCACACCGGGGAGAAACCUUUUUGCUGUUCGGACUGCGGGAAAGGUUUUACCAGCAAAUCAAAUCUGGUUAAGCACCAUAGGAUCCACACCGGGGAAAAACCCUUCCUGUGCUCCGAAUGCGGCAAGGGUUUCGCUAUCAAGUCAAACCUCAUCAAACACCAGGUAGUUCACACCGGGGAGAAGCCGUAUCCCUGUCCCGAGUGCGGUAAAUGUUUUUCAAAUCAGUCAAACGUCUCAAAACACCAGAGGAUUCACUACGGGGCAAAGAGGUUACUUGUGGAUUAAAGAAGGGUGCUGCACAAUCUCCUUUUCUGUGUUUGUGGUCGGUCUUCAGGGUUGGUCGUCACUUCUUGAAGUUCUUUCUCCGUUUUAAACGACCUUUGUGGAAAUGCAAAUACCCCCCCCCCCCCCCCCCCAAUGAUGAAAUGUCACAAUAUUGUAGCUUAUCCUGGACUGAUGUUGUACAAUAUCCACAUUUACUGUUAUUUCCUAUUAAACACCAGAGAUGUGCUCUAUAGGAAUCCUCUGGAGGCUUUCUAUCCUGUGUAGAGAACUAUAGGUCAUGCUCUCUGUUAUAUAAUGUCAUUGAUCUGAUUGCGGGUAUGUCACAUAACAUUUGGAUGAAUACAAAUCGUGUUGAAGUUUAUAUACUUUCCUUCCUGAAACGCUAAGCAUUGCAUCCGAUGGAGACCAGGGAAGUGGUACUGUGCAAUUAGUAAUAAAAUACAUGACUUGAAUCUAUCAGAGGCAAAUACUGAAAAUCGUAGACUUUCCUGCAUAAUGAACCUUGCAGAACCUACCUAAGUUUAGGUACAAAUGACGUCCUCCAGGUCUGUCUUUGCCCAGACUGUAUCUCUGCAGACAUUCGUGACCAUUACAGUGUAAAAUCAUGUGACGUUCUGAUGCUGCUGUCACCACCGUCGUCCCUUCACUGGAAUUAAGUGUUGCUACCCCGAGAAAUUGGCAUCGCACUCUACUUUCCGGCUGUUAGCGUACCAUUUCCCGUAACCUAACUUUUACAAUGACGCUGGUGAUCUUGCCGCACACCUGUGCAUUUGAUCGCCAAUGAUGUUGGAACACUAUCACCUUUCACCUAGUAACUGGACAAUAGAAGGGUAUCCCUCUGCUGACCUGGCUGUAAAUUAUUUGGGGUAUAAAACAGGCUGCUAGUGGAUUAUAAAUCUGGUGUGUUCGUCCCAUCUCCCGGUCUCUCUCUUAUCUGAAGCUACUGUAGCGACCCCUCUGAUAUGUGUACAUUUCCAGUAUUGCUGAACUCUAUACAGAAUGCCAAUUCAGCCACCUUAAGCGUGCAACGUUCAACAAUAAAUAAUGCAUGGAUUAUUA
Messenger RNA from Pseudophryne corroboree (corroboree frog), 2728 nucleotides. Its product is annotated as zinc finger protein 17-like. Gene Ontology annotation, molecular function: DNA-binding transcription factor activity, RNA polymerase II-specific; sequence-specific DNA binding. The coding region runs from base 269 to 1669 and encodes 466 amino acids. Gene Ontology annotation, biological process: regulation of transcription by RNA polymerase II. The transcript is spliced from 5 exons. The record is from RefSeq and is a predicted model, not a curated record. Lineage: Eukaryota; Metazoa; Chordata; Amphibia; Anura; Myobatrachidae. Gene Ontology annotation, cellular component: nucleus.